Pristis pectinata (smalltooth sawfish) is the source of this 5670-nucleotide messenger RNA. Its product is annotated as syntaphilin-like. The record is from RefSeq and is a predicted model, not a curated record. NCBI's taxonomy places the organism in Eukaryota, Metazoa, Chordata, Chondrichthyes, Rhinopristiformes, Pristidae. Gene Ontology annotation, cellular component: mitochondrion; cytoplasmic microtubule. Gene Ontology annotation, biological process: neuron differentiation. The coding region runs from base 675 to 2060 and encodes 461 amino acids. The transcript is spliced from 9 exons.
CUGACGGGGUCUCUCUGUGCCUCCCACCGGCAGCUCUCUGCCACAGCGGCAGCGUACGCAGAGGCGGCGAGACGCAGCUCCCCGGCUCCAUGGGUCGGGGGAGGAGGGAGUCGUUUCUCCCGGAGCAAAGCUCAUCCAGCAGGGCUCCCGCACGGCCCUCAGCCCAGCUCGUUUGAACACUGGAGUUGGAGACUAAUUUCCCCUGUUACUCUGAUGCUGUCAAUUACAUAAUGGUCUGCGUUCAUCGGUCCCAAUCUAGGCCACAAGUUAACAACACAGACAUUUAGAACAAGAGCUCUGUGAAUGUUGGAGACACAGGAGACUGCAGAUGCUGGAACCUGGAGCAACAAACAAACUGCUGGAGGAACUCAGCAGGUGGAAGAAUGUCUGUUUCAGCCGCUGACACUCCCACUUCAGUUUGCUCCAUGUGACGGAAUGAGUGACACACCGUUCCCUUGGCCUGCUCCCUGCAGUCAGCAGUUUACAGAUUGAGGAAAACGCCCACCACCUUCUCCAGGGAGAGUCGUUGGCAUCGCUGGAUGGAAUUUCAGGCUGAAUACGGUGAUUAAAGAUCAUGAGAACAAUGGAUCGGCUCCAUCAGCCCAGCACCAGGGACUAAAUUCAAGACAAAAGCAUAAGCCUCGGUUGCCUGGUGGUUUCCGACAGCAACCCCCAUGUCAGGAUCAGGAAGCAGAAGACCAGCAGCACCACGGAGUCGGGGCCUCCAUGGAAGAAGUGGUUUCUCGUCUCUGUUUAAGUCGGCGUUGACCCCGACGUCGGCACAGCAUGAGAUGCAGCCCCUGCUCCAGCCCUCCAGACGUAGCUCCCCGCCAGUUGGGCCACGAGACAGCUGUGCCACAUCUUCCCUCAGCAGCAGCAGCAACUCUGGCUCCUACAAGGGCAGUGACAGCAGCCCCACACCCAGACGGUCCAGUAAAUACUCCUCCUGCAGUGAAAACCAUGGCAUCAAACCACCAACCCCAGAGCAGUACCUGACCCCACUGCAACAGAAGGAGGUCUGCAUCCGACACCUGAGGGCAAAGCUGAAGGAGACGGAAGAGAAGCUGGAUGAGAGGGGGAGCGAGGUGGAGGACCUGAAGCUACAGCUGGCCAGGAUGCAGGAGGACUGGAUCGAGGAAGAAUGUCACCGAGUGGAGGCUCAGCUGUCGCUGAAGGAGGCCAGGAAGGAGAUCAAGCAGCUGAAGCAGGUGAUCGACACGGUGAAGAACAACCUGGUGGAGAAGGACAAGGGCAUCCAGAAGUACUUCAUUGACAUCAACAUCCAGAACAAGAAGUUGGAGACCCUGCUGCACAGUAUGGAGCUGGCCCAGGACGGAGCCUCUCAGUCCACCUCCGGCUCCCCGGCCAAGUCUCUGACCCGCAGCUCCACCUACACCAAGCUGAGUGAGCAGGCAGGUGACCUCCAGAGCAUCGAGGGGGCUCCGGUCCCCCACUACUCCUCCCUUGCUUCUGGGAUGGACCGUGCAAUGGAGGGACCCAGCUUCACCACGAGGCCCAAACUGUUGCUGGGGCGCGAGGCUGACGGGACUGUCUCCGAGUCCGGGACCCAACGGGUCACCCUUCGGGACCAGAGCGUCCAGACUGACUACUCUCCCCCCGACCCUGACUUGGAGGUCAUCGCUGAGAAGGUGCUGAGGUCCAGCGCUUGCAGCCCGAGCAGCCUCGCCUCGGAAGGGGAGGUCCCAGAGCCACUCCUCGCCCACCAGACUCUCUCGAGCCUCAGCGGUGACCUGGAGACCAGGCUGAUGGAGAGCCGGUCAGCUGCAGAGGUGUUGUCCGGGGCCCCAGGGCGGGCAGUGGUGGAGGAAGCUCGUGGCCAGCUGACCCACUGGAGCCGCUACUACAUCGUGGACCUGCUGGCGGUGACUGUUCCUGCCUUCCCCACCCUGGCCUGGAUCAUCAGCACCCAGCGAGGCAGCUCCCAACCCCUCUACAACAUCGGUGUGCUGCUGCGCAGCUGCUGCAUCAUUGCUCUGCAUUCCUUGCGCCGACUGAGCACCAGCGCACCUUCCCCUCACUGUCCCCAUUUCCCAUGCUAGCCCCUACCUCGCCUCCUUCCAGCCCCCACCCCCCUCAACCCACCAUCGAUCCCCACCCCUCAUGGUCCCUCUCCAUUCUCCCUCAUGGACCUCCCUUACCCUACCCUGCCCCCCUCCCUUGUUCCCUCUCCAGCCCCCUUUCUCCAUUCUAGUCCUCCCACCCAUUCUAUCCCAGCCAUCACCCCCUAUCCCCACUCUUAGCCCCCACCCCCACAUUCCCCAUCCUGGGAUCUCCACCAUCCCCUGUCCAAGCCCCAUCUGCUAGUCUAGAUGCCCCACCAUAAUGCAAGACCCCCUUGACACUCAUCGCUGCCUUCAUCCUCGUACCCACUGACAACAUUCCCCCCCCCACCCCCCCCCCCACACCAUCUGCCCCCUCUCCCCAUCCCCUUUCACCUCCCAGACAGGCAAAGCCUUGCCAUCCCCACCCACUGAUCAGGCUCUUUGUAUCAACAUUAACAGUUCAUUGAUACACACAAAUAUAUAUAAAUAUACAUAAAUAUAUGAUAUAGAGAGAGAUUAAUAAAUAACCUAAGUGAGUGUCAAAAGCCAGGACCUUGUGAUCCAUCGCAUGCCACUGCAGUGCAUCAGAAAACUCCCGCGACCAUUUCCAUCACAGUUCUAAGAAUUCAUUGUUGUUUUUAUUAGUUAAAGACAAAGUAUUGAAGCAAUUUUUAAUACACCUCUGUCAGUAACACAACUACAAAAUGUCACCUUCACUCCAUUAACGCACUUUAUAAUUUGCCGGCUCUUGUUCCCUGUCAGCUGGUACAGAUCUUCAACAAUAGCCCCAAUCAAUGUAUGAUUGCAGGAAAUAGACUAUUAGUUUGUCCAUCUCUUCCCCCUUUAUGUGGUGACAACCUUAUUUAUUUAAUCGAUUCGUCGCAUAUUUGUUUAAAAUGUUAGUUUGUGGUUGCACUGUUUGAGCUUUGCUGUGUUACUUUUUGGAAGUGGAAAAGGAGGAUUUUUGUGCUCCCAGCUGCCAGAUCAGACUUCCUGUGAAUCAUCACUGUGGUAAACUUGCCAAUCUAUUCAUGAAGGGAGAUAGGAUUCCUCCCAACCAUGUUCCUCAGACCCAAACUCAGCCCAAAACAAUCACCAGGCCCCCUCCUUGGAUCUGACUUACAGCCAGUGGUGGAUUAGUGGUGUCUGAUCUUGGGAGUGGUUUGAGGCUUGACGAAGAUCAUGUCUUUUGCAUUGGACCCUUAUCCAGUGUUAAAUCAGUUCGGGUUGCAUUUACUGGGCUUGGGAUUCUUGGGACGUGACACUGUAGAUGCUGGAAUCUGGAGCAGGACGCAAAACGCUGGAGGAACUCAGAGGGUCAGACAGCAUCUGUUGGGGGGGGAAUGGAAUGGACAGUUGACGUUCUGGGUUGAGACCCUUCAUGAAGGGUCAACUGUCCAAUUCCCUUCAUAGAUGCUGCCUGACCCACUGAAUUCCUCCAGCAUUUUGUGUGUGGUCUGCAUUCUUGGGAGGACACAAUAAGUGUUUGAAACUAUUAAAGGAUUUCAUGGAUUAGAUAUCAAAAACUCAUUGGUAGGAAAGUAAGAAUAAGGGGCAGCAACAUAAAAUUAAAAUUGGUCAUUUAAGAGAGAGAUUAGAGGGCAUGUUAAGGACACCUGGAAUGUCCUCCUCCUGUCUGUGAAUUCUGGGGAACAGUUGGAACUUGCAUUGAUGUCAACAUUUAACUGGUGAGAGUCUCAAAGGAUUUGGAGUGGAAUGGUAAACCUGAUUUCUGGUCGAGGUCCCAGGCAGUUUGGAUUGACUUGAAUAGUGGAGCAGGCUCAGAUGGCUCAAAGGCCUCCUCCUCAUCCUCCUUACUUUCCUUAUAGCCAGCAGAAGGGGAAGGAGUGUCCUGGAGUCAGUCUGGGUUGGAUUUGACCUCAGAACCUGAAAUAAAAGACCAUUGUAGACGGGCAUCUCCAGUCAGUAAUGCUGCCGCAAAGUAAUGUCACAAUAGAUGUGGGUUCACCUCCUGAUGUUUUCCUGGGCAUUGCUCCCAGGAAUGUUGCACGGUAUCCUGCCAUUCCCAGUGAAUUCACCACCCUUUAAACUGGUGCUAACAAAUAGAUUUUUUUAAAUACAAUUCUGCCUUGGCCUAUCUUUGGGCCAAGGUCCUGGGAUAAAGAGGGGUGAGAAUCAGUCACAGUGCUGGACCUUACUGAUAUCUACCAACCCUUGGUAACAGGUCAACAUUGGUCAGGGAGCAGGAAGUCAUGAGAUCAUCCAACUUUGACUCCCUCCCCCAGUUCAAUUGAUUGAAACCCUGGUGAUGAUCCAUUCCUUGUUUGGGAGAUUGGGUCGGAGGGCAGGAAUCAUAUAAUUCCUGUGGAAAUGGAUUCAAGAAGGGCUCUUCAGGAAAGGCUAGAAGGACUGGAUUAUCAGACAUUUUACUGAAAUUCUUAAAUAGUGGGGCACUUGUCGAGAGUUUCAGAAGAAAAUGAUAAAUAAUCUAGACAAUGUGAAUGAACUUCAGGUAGAUUCAGAGCGAGAUUCACCAAAGGAUUCUGUGUUCAGGGAAUGUAAAUUAUUUCAAAUUUACAAAACAGAAAAUCUGUUUGUGCAGCAAGUCCUUUUAAUUAGGUAUAGAAUUUUCCAGUGUGUUUAUAAAUGUUCAGAGAAAUCAAUUCACCACAGUUUAAAAUUAGUGCAUUCUCUACAUUUUAACUAUCACAGGGUUAUGUUUUUAAUUCGUUUUGUAGGUUGUGAGAGGGAUGGCAUUUUUGCCCAAUCUCCCAGUUGUCCAUGUUGUUACUGAUAGUAGACCACCUUGAUCCACUGGCAGUCCUUGUGCUGAUGGUGCCAAGUGAUAGGAUGUUGUCCCAAUUCACCAUGAUGUAACAUUGACACUUGCCCAGAUCAGGGUGGCAAUUAGUUUGGAGGGGAUGAUGUGCCCAUAGAUGUUUAAUGAGUUCCUCACUUCUUGUACUCUAUGGGAUGUGCCCGAGUGCUGGGAUCUUCUUUCAUUAACUUGGUGCGAUCUCCUCUGUGCUCUUGCACUGGAGCCUAGAAUACUGGCCAGAAAACAUCAGUGAUUAUCUCUUUUGAUAAUGUCCUUGUUUUGUGUCUGUUUGAGUCUUGUGUGUGUGCGUGAGUACGUUUCUAUGUGUGUGUACACAAGGGAUUGGGCACAAGAGGUUGAAGCUUCCUAUGAAGCAGUCUAACACUGAACCCAUUGCUGUCUGACAGAUGACUGAGGGGCUUCAUCACUUUCUGUUUAUCACUUGUACCACUGACUCUGUAGCAGAGUGAACUGAAAUAAAACACAUGAAACCUCUAGGCUCCUUGUGUAAGUAUUGCAGGAAAACUUCCAGGACAUGUGAAUUGCUGUCAGGAAACACUGGGAUUGUACAAUGGGCCUUCCCUUGGGAGAUGUUAACCCACAGUUCUGGUUCCUCACAUUUGACGCACCAUCCACUGCCACCUUCACCAUUCAGGUCGAGGCUUUCGUAAGGUUUGUCACCAGCCUUGAAGCUAGGAGUUGGCCUGAAAAAAUGUUGUUCUUGAUAAAGUGCUGUUCAUGGGCUCAGGUCCUCUCUGAGCCCUUGAUAACUAAUGUAUAAUGAAAUAUAGCAACCAAUCUACACACAGCUCCCACAAGUAGCAUUGU